This is a messenger RNA of Trichoplax adhaerens, 2472 nucleotides long. RefSeq lists its product as uncharacterized. Gene Ontology annotation, biological process: DNA recombination; mitochondrial DNA repair; lagging strand elongation. The record is from RefSeq and is a predicted model, not a curated record. NCBI's taxonomy places the organism in Eukaryota, Metazoa, Placozoa, Uniplacotomia, Trichoplacea, Trichoplacidae. The transcript has 25 exons. Gene Ontology annotation, molecular function: ATP binding; DNA ligase (ATP) activity; zinc ion binding. Gene Ontology annotation, cellular component: DNA ligase III-XRCC1 complex. The coding region runs from base 1 to 2472 and encodes 823 amino acids.
AUGCCCAUUGAAUUUCUAGCUGAAUAUGAUCGUAGCGGUCGUGCCAGUUGUAAAGGAUGCAAACAAAAACUAGAAAAGAAAGCUUUACGUAUUGCUAAAGUUGUAGAAAACCCUUUUGGAGAUACAGGGGAGACCAUGAAACAAUGGCAUCACCCGAAAUGCAUCUUUAAUUCCUUCAUAAGAGCAAGACCAGCUACAAAAAUUAUUCAAACUGUGGCAGAUAUUGAUGGAUACGAUGACUUGGAGGAUGAUGAUCAAGAAUCAGUGUCACAAAUGAUAACCGAUUGCUUGAAAGAGCGUGGUAAUAAACAAUCGAAAAAGAAAAUGGUUCAACAAUCUAUACCCUUUGCUAAAGCGUAUCAUAGCUCAACUUCCAAUAAUAACAAUAGCCAAGAUGACAAUUCCUUCCAGCUCUUUACAAGUUUGUGCGAUAAAAUCGGCAACGUUGGUAGUUAUUUAGCCAAGACUAAAGUUGUUGCAGAUCUGCUAAAAAUGGGCAGUAACGGAAAUGGCUAUGAAGGAGAUAUUUAUUUACUUAUGAAGCUUUUACUACCUGGUAUUGAAAAACGUGUUUACAACUUGCAGAGCAGACAAUUAAUCAAGCUUUUUAGCCAGAUAUUUGUAUGUGAUUACGACGAAAUGCUCGAGGAUUUAGAUAAGGGAGACGUUGCCGAAACAAUUACGGAUUUCUUUGCCAACAAUACGGCUGUAGCGCCGUUAAAUCGAAGUCUUUUAACUAUGCAAGAGGUUGACGAUCUAUUAGAUGAAUUGAGUAACGUAACUAAAGAAGAUAUGCAACUUAAAGUGUUGAAAAAAAUUGCAAGAAGAUGUACUACAGAAGACUUAAGGUACAUUAUUAGGCUUAUCAAACAUGAUCUAAGAAUCAACGCUGGCUCUAGGCAUAUAUUGGAUGCUCUUGAUAAGAAUGCUCAUGCAGCAUAUCAAGCUUCCAGUGAUUUACGUGAUGUUGUAGAUCGAUGUUUAGCACGAAAGACUGAUAGGAAUAAUGAUGAUGACGAUGGAGCACCAAAAUUGAAACGAGAUCUUAGUAUACGCGCUUCUUUAAUGACUCCUGUCAGGCCGAUGUUGGCAGAAGCAUGUAAAUCGAUCAAUACUGCAAUCAAAAAAUGUCCAAAAGGAAUGUUUGCCGAGAUCAAAUAUGAUGGCGAAAGAGUACAGAUUCACAAAAACGGACAACAAUUUGAAUAUUACAGUCGAAGCUUGAAACAAGUUAUGCCACACAAGGUUAAGGACAUAAAACAAUAUCUGCCGCAAGCAUGUCCGCAUGGUAAUAGUAUCAUCCUGGACAGUGAGGUAUUACUAGUCGAUAAAACUGGCAAGCCUUUACCAUUUGGGACUCUUGGAGUUCACAAGAAACAAAAUUUUUCGGACGCUACCGUUUGCUUGUUUAUUUUCGACUGCCUGCAUUUCAAUGGUAAAGAUUUGAUGCAAACACGGAAGAUAUUAGAAAGCAAUGUCCAGGAGAUUCCUGGUCGGAUAAUGUUAUCAGAGAAGAAACUUGUUCAAAAGGAAAAUGAACUUACGGGAUUAGUUUCACGAGUAAUUAGAGAGGGCUUGGAAGGUCUUGUAUUAAAAGAUGUGGAGAGCGUAUAUGAACCAGGAAAGAGACAUUGGCUAAAGAUAAAAAAGGAUUACCUAGCUGAAGGAAGUAUGGCAGAUAGUGCCGAUCUUGUUGUGCUUGGAGCAUACUACGGUACCGGAAAUAAAGGUGGAGUUAUGUCGGUCUUCUUGAUGGGUACAUAUGAUGAAAGAUCUGGUCGUUGGCGUACCGUUGCCAAAUGCGGUAAUGGCCAUGAUGACAAAACUUUGGAUAAAAUUAACAAAGAACUAAGCGUUGUUAAAAUAAGCAAGGAUUUUUCGAAGGUUCCUGGCUGGUUAAAUGUUCAUCGUAGCUUGGUUCCUGAUUUUAUUGUAACUGAUCCCAAGACAGCGCCCGUAUGGGAAAUUACUGGUGCUGAAUUUAGUCAGUCUACUGUUCAUACAGCUGACGGUAUUUCUAUUCGCUUUCCACGAGUUACGAGGAUUCGCGAUGAUAAAGAUUGGACAAAUGCUACCAAUUUAGAUCGCUUAAAGACGUUGUACGAAAAUUCCAAAGAUGCUUCAGAUAUUGCAGAUUCUUUACUUGGUGUUAAGAAAGAAGUGGAUGAUGAAGGAGAAUGCAGUAGCAGUAGUAGUCCCGAUAAAACGGUUACCAGAAAGCGUAAAGUAGAAGAGUUAGAGAAAGAAAAAACUACUAUAGCUGAUAAUAAGGUGAUAUCUAAAAUACCUUGCAAGUAUGGUCCUAAUUGCUAUAGGAAGAAUGGUGAACAUCUAGCCAAUUACAGCCAUAAUAAGGAGAAUGGUAAUAGUUCUCCAAAUGCCUGUGGAUCACAGAUUAAACAGGAUGAUUCGUCUAAGUAUAUGACCGCAUCAGAAUUUUGGGACUUUUAUAAGAAAUCGAAACAAUCUUAA